Molecule: messenger RNA, 3453 nt
Organism: Pangasianodon hypophthalmus (striped catfish)
Lineage: Eukaryota; Metazoa; Chordata; Actinopteri; Siluriformes; Pangasiidae
Product: ecto-ADP-ribosyltransferase 5-like
Exons: 3
Coding region: 188-877 (229 amino acids)
Molecular function (GO): NAD+ poly-ADP-ribosyltransferase activity; NAD+-protein-arginine ADP-ribosyltransferase activity
Source: RefSeq, a predicted model, not a curated record
UGUUUGACGAGUGCAGCUUAAGCCAUAUAGGGAAAUAAACAAUUAUUACCUGUAGGUAAGCAGAUUGAAGGAGCAUCGGUGGUGAUUGUUUGAGCACCUCCUUGUUCUGCCUGGUAGCUUAUAGGAAAAGGAAACUGGUCUUUCUCUUACUAUUAAAGAAUCCUUGAAACCAUCAGAGCUAUUAACAAUGAACACAGCUGUGAAGGUUUCCACCUUUGCCAAAAAUGUUGCCACUGCAGUCAUCAUCAUUUCAGUUGUUUGCUACGCAGAGAACCUGAAAUGGAUAUCAGAUACUGUCAUUAGACUGGACAUGGCAGAAAAUUCUGUUGAUGACCAAUUUAUAGGCUGCACAGACGAAAUGUACAAGCGGAUUACAAAUACGACUCUACUAAAAGAGUUAAAAUCUCACAAAAAAUUUAAAAACAUUUGGGAAAAGUACUCAAAAUUUACUGAUAAUUUUACAAGAAUAAUAAAGGUCUACACAGACCUACAUUCUGACCUUUAUAAAAAGUUCAAUGAAGCUGUGAGCUCAGGCAGAAGGAAAUAUGUCAGUAAGUUCACCUAUAAAGCCUUUCAUUUCUUGCUAACACGAGCAGUACAAAUUCAUCAAGUAAAGAACUGUACUCAUGUUUUCCGCAGAACCAAUGUUAGUUUUGAUGCAAACGUUCUUGGCCAUCAAAUGCGAUUUGGCAGAUUUGCAUCAACUUCACUUAGAACUAACAUGUCACAUACAUUUGGUGGAAUCUCCUGUUUUAAUGUUACGACAUGCUUUGGUGCAAACAUAGCCAAUAUUUCUGUGCUCCCUAAAGAGGAAGAGGUGCUAAUCCCACCUUUUGAAAAAUUCAAAAUCACAAAGAAAAAAACAGAUGAACUGUAGUGUCAUUUAUACUCUACAGAGCACUGGGGAGUGUAGUAAUAUGAACUGUGAGCUGCUUAAAAAAGAAAAAAAAAAAAUGUAGAUGCAAAUGUGUUGAUGUUAAUAUAGCAUCACUGCUAACACUGCUGGAUAAUUUAGUACACGAUGUAAUGUUUUCUAAACAUUUAUUAUUGUAAAAGCUUUUGUUAUUUCUUUAUAAAAUUGCUAAAAAUAAUUAAAUCAUUGUAAUUUUAACAAUUUUUGAGAGUUUGUCUGAAUGGAAUCUAGAAACAUUUUGUAGCUCACCACCAAAAAUUAAUAUUUGAAUAUUCAAAGAAGUGAUGACCUGAUGCUCCUAGGUUCUACACAUUGCUUAAUCUUCAAUAAAAAGAGAUAUGCAUGAAUUGUAACAACAUGCACUGCUUGAAAUGCACUUUUCACAUUAAAAGACCAUUUGGUAGAAUGUUCAUAAUACAAAAAUUGCGUGGUCAGUUUUAAAAAAAAAGAUUUGUUGUUAUUAUAGCCCUAAGGAACUAAAAAAUGGAAAAAAUGUGUGUGUGUGUUCGUGUAUAUAUGUAUACAUUUUUUUUAAUGGUCUUUUCCUGAUGAUACCAUUAAAUGGUUAAAAUGGAAUCAAUGGGCAGGUUGAGAACCCCUGUGUUAAUACAUUUAAAGUCUACAUUUUUAACAUGUACCUGGUUUAUUUGCUGUAAUAAAAAUUUUUCAUAAUAAAUGAGUUUAUACACUGAAAAUGCUCAUUGGCAUUUGAAAUGUAAGCAGAUAUUUUGGUCUCAAAGGUUCUAAAUCCUGUAUUGUGGAGUCAUUUUUCUUGAACUCCUGUGGACCACAGAAAGCUUUGAAAGCAGAAAUUUAGUGAACAAUACAUUUAACUAUGUAUCUGUGAGGCUCACACAAUAAUCCUCAGUGAGCUGUGAGGUGAUGUUUUCUUAUUUAUUUCUCUAAAAUCUCAGAUAUAUAGUAUCAAAUGAAAUAAGACGAUCCUUAACAAAAAUGAAGAACAAGAGCAGAAAAGCAAGAAAAAAAAAUAAUAAAAAUUGAAGUGUAUUAAGUGUAGUCUUUUUUUUUUCACCAAUCUGAUUACUGACUAUUUGACUAUCACAUUUUCUGCUUUCCUGCUGUUUUUUUUGCACACCGAUACUGUGCGUCUACGUCAAUUUUAACAUAGUUGUCCUCAUUUGGAUGUCGUGGUCCUCAUUUGUUUUCCUCCUGAUCUCAUAGUUAAAUUAUUUUAGUUCCAAAUUUCCGACAGAAGUAGCCAUUUUAUGUGUAGCAUGUACCAAAAUGAGCUUUUCUGGGUGUGCACACUGCCAUUAAAACACUUGCCGUGACUAGUGCGUAAUAGUUCAUACUGUGAGGAAAACACAUGGCAGCAUCACACACAGUUUAAUGUCCAAUUGCUGUUACGCUCACUACACAAUCAUAGAAUGGAAACAGGAGUGAAACAAAAGGCGCACACCUCAGUCAAAAAGAUACCACGUGUUUGCAUGUGUGUGAGAAUUCCUGUUUAACAUUAUGUAUAAUGUAAAGGUUUUGGAUGUUUGUUAAUUGAUUAGAUGGAUGGAUGGAUGGAUGAAAGGAGUGAUCAAUAGCCUAAAGUUUAUGUAUCAUGUGAGCUAUGUAUCACCUCAGUUAGGGAAAGUGGGAGCAUCAGAGAGAGUGCUCUGAGAGGAUCUGGUGACUUUAGGAUCGAGGGGUUAACCUCAGAGUAAAGAUUUCCUAUACCCCUUAUGCAGCUAGUGCUCCUCCCUCUCUCCUGAUGUGUAGGGCCCAUUGUAGGCAGGGAAAGAUAGGAGUCAAGUACGAAAGGGUGCAUAUUCACUCAAAGUUGGUACAAAAGGAGAAUUCAAAAGCUUUGUCUUAAAUCUUCUUAACUAAUAUCAACGAAAGAGGGACAAAUAGUGGACGAAAGCACAAGAAAAUGUGUGUGAAAAUUCCUGUUUAAGAUGACGUAUAAUGUAAAGCUUUUGUAUGUUUGUUCCUAUCUAUCUAUCUAUCUAUCUAUCUAAUGGAUGGAUGGAUUUUGUGUUCAAUAUUUUAAAGUUUAUUUAUCAUGGCUUUUAUCAACAACAGUACCUCCUUUAGUCAGCCUCUUUUGCAUGUGAUUGUUCUAAUUUGUUCCUCUCCUGUACCCAAAAUUGAAAUAUUUUCGUUCUAAAUUUCCAAAUUUAGAUUGAUCUCAUGACAUUACUGACCAUUUUCCGUGUAGCACGUACCAGACCGAGUUUGUUUGGGUGCGCACACUGCCAUAAAAACAAAACUAAACUAAACAAAAGAAAAAACCUUGCCAUGUCUAAUGUGUAAUAGAUCAUGCUGGGAGGAAAACACGUGGCAGCAUUGCACACAGUUUAAUGUCAAAUUGCUGUUACACUUAUGUUAGGAUGCUGCACAAUCAUAGAAUGGGAACAGGAGCAAAACAAAAGGUGCAAACUUCAGUCAAAAUGAUACCACAUGUUUGCAUGUGUGAGAAUUCCUCUUUAAGAUUAAAAUAUAAAGGUUUUGGAUGCUUGUUCAUUGAUUAUUAGAUGGAUGGAUGGAUGGGUUAGGGUUAACAUUUUUUCACAGCUGUUCAAUUUCUA